CCUGCUUUCUCACAGUUCUGCCCCAGCUACACCCCCUGGCUCUUUUCCAAGCGUCGCACCCAGCUACUCCUCCCCUAGCUCUGCCUUCUCCCAAGCCACCUCCCCCCGAUUUGCCUAGCCCUGCCCCUUCCUCUCCCCAUUCCCACCCCCCAGCAUUUUGCCCUUCCCCUCCCUUUUUCCCCAGAGUCUCCAGGGGCCAGUCCAGCCCUGGUCAUCUUGGGAGUCUCAGUGUCCGGUGAAGAAGCAGAGACAAGUGGAAGAGUGUUUCUUCCUCAGGCCACUAAGCAGGCCACGUGAGGCCCACGAAUCUCUGGGGAGAUGAAGUUCUGCUGCCUUUCCUUCCGGCAGCCUUACGCAGGUUUUGUCUUAAAUGGGGUCAAGACUCUGGAGACUCGUUGGCGUCCUUUGCUGAGCAGCCACCGGCACUGUACCAUCGCCAUCCACAUUGCUCACAGGGACUGGGAAGAUGCCGUCUGGAGGGAACUGCUGCUGCAGAGGCUGGGGAGGAACCCUGCUCAGAUUCAGGCCUUGCUUCAGGAAGGGGAGAAGUAUGGCCGUGGAGUGAUAGCUGGGCUUGUUGACAUUGGGGAAACUUUGCAGUGCCCGGAAAACUUAGCCCCCGAUGAGCUUGUGGAACUGGAAAAUCAAGCUGUACUGACCAACCUGAAGCAGAAGUACCUGACUGCACUUUCAAACCCCAGGUGGUUACUGGAGCCCAUACCCAGGAGAGGUGGAAAGGAUAUCUUCCAGGUGGACAUCCCAGAGCACUUAAUCCCCGUGGGGCAGGAGGACUCCUCACAGGAAGGCUACCGAGAAACCAGCUGACUCAUGACCAUCAACACACCACCCUGCCGCAGACACAUAAAUCAGGCUUAAUCUGAAUUGGCACCACAGUGGAGAGCGCUACCCACCACCUGCUGUUCACGUAAACAGCCUUCUGCAUUCAGAUGCACCAGGCUUUCCUCAGGGGAUGCCUCCCUGGACUUAUGGACAGUCUCAAG
Molecule: messenger RNA, 1001 nt
Organism: Phyllostomus discolor (pale spear-nosed bat)
Lineage: Eukaryota; Metazoa; Chordata; Mammalia; Chiroptera; Phyllostomidae
Gene: EOLA1
Product: endothelium and lymphocyte associated ASCH domain 1
Exons: 4
Coding region: 319-825 (168 amino acids)
Source: RefSeq, a predicted model, not a curated record